AAAUUUCUUCGUGAUCGCUUGAGAUUUAAGACUAUAAUUUUUUAAGCUGUGAUCGAUUAAAAAAAAUGUCAAGCCAAAGUACUUCUCAGAAUGUUGCAAACAUGGCUGGUGAAAUGACUGGUCAAGCUCAGCUAAAGAGGGAUGAGAUGAUGAAUCAGGCAUCCCAAGGGCAGGCCACCAAUUCUCAGUCUUCUAAUGAUCAGAAGUCUACUUAUACUUCCCAGGCCACCAACUUCCUUCAGCAGACAGGAGAGCAAGUGAAGAACAUGGCACAAGGAGCAGCUGAUGCCGUAAAGAACACUUUGGGAAUGAACAGUACUGAUAAUACCUCUAAUGCCCCCAACCCAAGCCCCGCCACCAACCAUCCAAGCAACCCAUCUCCCAGGACUUGA
Messenger RNA from Durio zibethinus, 392 nucleotides. RefSeq lists its product as uncharacterized. The record is from RefSeq and is a predicted model, not a curated record. NCBI's taxonomy places the organism in Eukaryota, Viridiplantae, Streptophyta, Magnoliopsida, Malvales, Malvaceae.